Messenger RNA from Ziziphus jujuba (common jujube), 4191 nucleotides. RefSeq names its product PH, RCC1 and FYVE domains-containing protein 1. The record is from RefSeq and is a predicted model, not a curated record. The transcript has 9 exons. Gene Ontology annotation, molecular function: metal ion binding. Lineage: Eukaryota; Viridiplantae; Streptophyta; Magnoliopsida; Rosales; Rhamnaceae. The coding region runs from base 564 to 3950 and encodes 1128 amino acids.
CUUUGACUAGUUGUACUUUUACAGACUUCCGACUCCCUAAAUUCUUUCUCUUUCAGACAAUUUUCUCUCUCUUCUGUCUAACUCCGUCCGGUUCCGUCCGGUUCUCCGACGCUGAGUCUCUCAUUUCCCGUCCGAAUCUCCUCCAAGAAACCGCCUUCACUCGCCGGGAAACUGCUUGCGUAAGCUUCUCGGUCGGUCUUCUUUGCAGUCCACGGGAAAGACCAGAGGGAGGCUGCUUCAAGUUCGGAGUCUUUUUUUUUUUUUUAAAUUUUCAAUGGAGGUUCUGUGAUUUUUGGUUCGACGAGGAGGGAGAGGUAGAUCUGCGAGGUUGCGUUGGGUGUAGGACCUGAAGGAACUCGUUUAGAGAGAGAGAUAGAGAGAGAGAGAGAGAGAAGAGAGAGAGAGAACGAAGAGAGAGAGAGAAGAGAGAGAGGGGUUCGGGUCCUGAUGUGAACGUUGAUGGUAGUGUACGGACGAGGUUGUGGGUGGUUGUAGAUGAUGACCGGAGCUCCGGCGAGGGAUCGGAGAGGGUGGUGGCGUUUCGGUGAAUUCUCUCACAUGGAAUGGCAGAUCUUGUAAGCUAUGGGAAUGCCGACCGUGACAUCGAGCAGGCGUUAAUUGCUUUAAAGAAGGGAGCUCAACUACUUAAAUAUGGUCGCAAGGGAAAGCCUAAGUUUUGUCCAUUUAGACUUUCCAAUGAUGAAUCUUCUUUGAUCUGGAUCUCAAGUAGUGGUGAAAGGAGUUUAAAGUUAGCUUCUGUCUCAAGAAUUAUUCCUGGACAAAGAACUGCUGUAUUUCAACGAUAUCUGCGCCCUGAAAAGGAUUAUUUGUCUUUUUCUCUUAUAUACAACAACGGGAAACGUUCUCUUGAUCUGAUUUGCAAGGAUAAAGUUGAAGCUGAGGUGUGGAUUGCGGGCCUCAAAUCAUUAAUAUCCUCUGGUAGAGGUGGGCGUUCCAAAAUUGACGGAUGGAGUGAUGGAGGCCUCUACCUUGAUGAUAGCAGAGACUUGACAUCAAAUAGUCCAAGUGAUAGUUCAGUUAGUGCUUCUAGAGAUAUUAGCUCUCCCGAUAUAGUUAAUUUAAACCCAAAUACUUCUCCAAGGAGUUCUCGACCAGAAAAUUCUCUGCAUUCUGUGAGGUCACAUGUAGCAUUAGACCAGGCAAAUAUGCAAGUAAAAGGAUCUGGUUCAGAUGCUUUUCGAGUUAGUGUUUCUAGUGCUCCCAGCACCUCCAGUCAUGGUUCUGCACCUGAUGACUGUGAUGCUCUAGGAGAUGUAUAUAUAUGGGGUGAAGUUAUUUGUGAUAAUGUCGUUAAGGUUGGGACUGAUAAGAGUGCUUAUUUGAGCCCGAGGUCAGAUUUGCUUCUCCCUAAGCCAUUAGAGUCAAAUGUAGUUUUGGAUGUGCACCAUGUAGCCUGUGGCGUCAGACAUGCUUCUCUAGUUACAAGACAAGGUGAAGUUUUUACAUGGGGUGAAGAAUCUGGAGGAAGGCUUGGUCAUGGUGUUGGGACGGAUAUAAUUCAACCUCGUUUAGUUGAAUCUUUGGCAGCUAUUAGUGUUGAUUUUGUGGCAUGUGGAGAGUUUCACACAUGCGCUGUUACAAUGACUGGGGAAAUUUACACGUGGGGAGAUGGAACACACAAUGUUGGACUUCUUGGUCAUGGAUCUGAUGUCAGCCAUUGGAUACCCAAGAGAAUCUCUGGUCCUCUUGAGGGACUUCAAGUUGCAUCAGUAACAUGUGGUCCAUGGCAUACUGCCUUGGUAACAUCAACUGGGCAACUCUUUACGUUUGGUGAUGGCACAUUUGGUGUCUUGGGCCAUGGAGACAGGGAAAAUGUUACUUAUCCAAGGGAAGUAGAAUCUCUGUUAGGACUGAGAACAAUUGCCGUUGCAUGUGGGGUGUGGCAUACUGCUGCUGCAGUGGAAGUUAUUGCUACACAAUCCAGUGCAAGUGUUUCGUCAGGUAAGUUGUUUACUUGGGGUGAUGGAGAUAAAAAUCGUCUUGGACAUGGAGACAAGGAACCCCGGCUUAAACCAACUUGUGUUCCAGCACUUAUUGAACACAACUUUCAUAAAAUUGCUUGUGGGCACAGUUUAACUGUUGGCUUGACCACAUCUGGACAAGUGUUUACCAUGGGAAGUACUGUUUACGGUCAGCUUGGUAAUCCCCGUUCUGAUGGAAAGCUACCUUGUUUAGUAGAAGACAAGCUUAUUGGGGAAACUGUUGAAGAAAUUGCUUGUGGUGCAUAUCAUGUAGCAGUUUUAACUUCCAGGAAUGAAGUUUAUACAUGGGGAAAGGGUGCAAAUGGGAGAUUGGGUCAUGGAGAUGUUGAAGAUCGAAAGACGCCAACAUUGGUUGAAACGUUAAAGGAUAGACAUGUGAAGUACAUUGCUUGUGGUUCAAACUACUCAGCAGCUAUUUGUCUUCACAAAUGGGUAUCUGGUGCUGAGCAGUCACAAUGCUCUGCUUGUAGACAGGCUUUUGGGUUUACAAGAAAGAGGCACAACUGCUAUAAUUGUGGACUUGUACAUUGCCAUUCAUGCAGUUCCAGAAAAGCCAUAAGAGCAGCCUUAGCUCCUAAUCCUGGAAAACCAUAUCGAGUGUGUGAUUCAUGUUAUGUAAAACUGAAUAAAGUGUCAGAAAGCAGUGCCAAUAGCAGAAGAAAUGCUGUUCCUCGGCUAUCAGGUGAGAACAAGGACAGGUUAGACAAGGCUGAGAUAAGAUUUUCCAAGUCAGGAGUGCCUUCAAACAUGGACUUGAUAAAGCAAUUGGACAGCAAAGCAGCCAAGCAAGGGAAGAAAGCUGAGACAUUUUCCCUAGUUCGGUCCUCUCAAGCGCCUUCUUUGUUGCAACUGAAAGAUGUUGUUUUGUCUUCUGCUGUUGAUUUGCGGCGAACUGUUCCAAGACCAGUUCUUACGCCAUCAGGAGUAAGCUCUAGGUCCGUGUCACCUUUCUCAAGGAGACCAAGUCCGCCACGUUCUGCUACACCCAUUCCUACAACAUCAGGACUUUCCUUCUCGAAAAGCAUUGCUGAUAGUUUGAAGAAAACAAAUGAACUUUUGAAUCAAGAAGUGUUUAAAUUACGGGCUCAGGUUGAGAGCCUGAGACAGAGAUGUGAUUUUCAAGAGUUGGAGCUUCAGAAGUCGACAAAGAAAGCACAGGAAGCUAUGACACUAGCUGCAGAGGAAUCUGCUAAGUGUAAAGGUGCAAAAGAAGUUAUAAAAUCACUUACUGGGCAGCUCAAAGAUUUAGCAGAAAGGCUGCCACCAGGGGUUUAUGAUAGCGAGAGCAUCAAGUUAGCAUACCUGCCAAAUGGUUUGGACCCAAAUGGAACUCACUAUCCAGAUGUGAAUGGGGAGCACCAUUCAAGAUCUAAUUCUAUCAGCAGCAGCUCUUACCUGGUUUCUCCAACAGGCACUGAUUCUGCUAUACUAAAUGGAACUCAGGGCCUAAAUUAUUCACUCAGGGAUUCACCUGGCACGAAUGAAGUAAACCAGCAGCAAAACCGGGAGCGGUUGAUCUCCAAUGGAACAGUAGAACAUCCAGAUGAUAGAUUACCAAAUGGAGGGAAUCAGGCUGGUGGCAGUGGUGUUUCAGAGGCUUUCGAUGGCAAGGAAUCCGGGCCUUUUCAAGAUGGUGGGAAUGGUAUCAGAUCCAGGAAUUCUCCACAGGCUGGUAAUGGUAAUCAAGUAGAGGCAGAAUGGAUCGAACAAUAUGAGCCAGGUGUUUAUAUAACCCUUGUGGCUUUGUGGGAUGGAACUAGAGAUCUCAAACGAGUGCGCUUCAGCCGCCGAAGAUUUGGAGAGCACCAAGCAGAGACUUGGUGGUCGGAGAACCGCGAAAAGGUGUAUGAGAGGUACAAUGUCCGAGGGUUGGACAAGUCUUCAAUUUCCGGCCCAGCUGGACGUAGAUCAGAUGGAGCACUCUCACCUUCUUCCCAACAAACCUAGUCAAGGCAAGAAUCAGUAUUAAUGGGAAGCAAACACCCUUUUUGCUGUUUUUUUUUUUUUUUUUGGGCAUCACUGCUCAAUCCUGUUAGGUUUUUUCUUUAUUUUUUUAACCUUUUUUUUGGGGUAUCUUCCAUUUAAUUUAUGGGUCGUUGCCCUUUAUACACCUUGUAUUGUAGUGUAUAUAAAAUCAUCAAUCGUGAGAUAACCUGAGCAAAGAAAAUUUUUCUUGUUGCUUCCCUCA